Messenger RNA from Macroventuria anomochaeta, 1323 nucleotides. RefSeq lists its product as uncharacterized. The record is from RefSeq and is a predicted model, not a curated record. The transcript has a single exon. The coding region runs from base 1 to 1323 and encodes 440 amino acids. NCBI's taxonomy places the organism in Eukaryota, Fungi, Ascomycota, Dothideomycetes, Pleosporales, Didymellaceae.
AUGCCGGGAGAGGAGCACUACCAAUUCGACCACUCGGCUGUUUCGUCUUCACGACAGGUCUUCAGAGAUGCGCCGCGAGUUGCCUCGCCUUCAAUACCCAACUCGCCUCGCCAGGGUGAUGGAUUCCGAGAGCGGUCUGGAAGACCCAGGACGCCAAGGCCGGAAGAAGCACCACGCGUGAGAAGAAGCAGAUCGAAUAGUGUCGACUCAAAGCACAGCACUGAAGGCCGAACCAGAUCCAGCAGGACCGCCGCUCUCCUCGACAGGCCCCUCCCAAACUGCUCAAGGCCCACUGCGACCGACAGAUACGACGACUGGUACUCUUUCCCCGGCUACCGCAACUUCGACAUCUGCCCCUCCUGUUAUGAUGGCCUAUUCGCAGACACACCCUUCGCUCACCACUUCUCACAGACUCGCCGCUAUGAACGACCCACGGAGCGUUUCUGUGACUUCAGCAGCGCAUGGAUGCGUCUCGCCUGGCUUCUAACCAUCAAGCAACGCCGCCAGUCCAUCGAUCUGCUCUACGCACUCGCCGACAUCUCAGGCUCAGACCGUCCCUGUCCCGGCGACCGUGAACUCAGCGCCGACCGCGUGUCCUGGUAUGGCAUAGCCGACCAGCGCGAUGGACUGCACGUCGCCAACUUCGCUGUUUGCGCGGCGGAUGUCAAGAUGUUGGAGGUUCUGUUUCCCACCGUCCGCGGAUAUUUCGUACGUCUGCCGCCCGCCUCGACCUACAGUCCCGAGAAACAUACCUGCAGCCUCCGUGUGUCUUCGCGCCGCUUCCCGAAGUACCUCGACCUCCUCGUCGAGAUAGACGCUGAAGCGCAGUCUACUGGCCAACGACCAAACAUGUCAAAGUUCAUCAAAAUGGCGCGUGAGAACGCAUUCAAGGGCGAGUGUGCGAGGAACAAAGCCUUUGUGCGGAAGGCGUGGCAUUUCAUCCCCGAACUUCCAGAGUUCACGGUCUGCGAGGAGUGCUACGAUGAAGUCAUCUGGCCGGCUGUUGCUGCGAAGAGCAGCUCGCUACCGCGCUUGGUCAAUAAGAGUAUCCAGCUUGUACCCAAUGAGGAUCUGGAGCUGGGCAGCAGUUGUUCUCUCUACAGUCCAAGGAUGCGCAAAGUCUGGGACGUGUCUGCGAAGGAGGGGGACUUCAAGUAUCUUGAGCGCAAGGUGCUGGAGCGGAAGAGGAAGGAGAUUUUAUUGGCGAAGGAGAGGAGGGGCGUUUUGCAGUGGUUGGCUGGGCAGGAGAAGGGGAGUAGGGGGUAUGAGAGGGCGAGGGAGGAGCUGAAGCAGUUGGAGAGAGUGUGGAAAGACUGGGAGUAG